Ornithorhynchus anatinus (platypus) is the source of this 1010-nucleotide messenger RNA. RefSeq names its product proteasome 20S subunit beta 1 (gene PSMB1). The transcript has 7 exons. Gene Ontology annotation, cellular component: proteasome core complex. NCBI's taxonomy places the organism in Eukaryota, Metazoa, Chordata, Mammalia, Monotremata, Ornithorhynchidae. The record is from RefSeq and is a predicted model, not a curated record. Bases 105 to 890 code for a protein of 261 amino acids.
GAGGAGUGACGUCGCUUCCGGUCCUGCGCGAGGCGGCUGGGGCCGUUCUCCCUCUUCCGUUGGUGCCGGGCGCCAUCUUGGUUGUGAGGCGGCGGGCCGCCAUCAUGCUGUCCUCCCUCUCCUCCCUGUCGUCGCUCUCCUCCCUCUCCGCCGCCACCUUCGCCGCCUUCGCCGCCCCGUUCCCGGAGCUCGAGCGGGAGGCGGAGGCGGAGGCGGAGGCGGGCAGCCUGGCCGGACCCGUCCGCCUGCGUUUCUCCCCCUACGCCUUCAACGGAGGGACCGUCCUGGCAAUUGCCGGAGAAGACUUUUCUAUCGUUGCCUCUGACACACGACUGAGUGAAGGUUAUUCGAUUCACAGCCGGGACAACCCCAAGUGUUACAAACUGACGGACCGGACGGUCAUUGGAUGCAGUGGCUUUCAUGGAGACUGCCUGACGCUCACCAAAAUCAUUGAAGCAAGAUUAAAGAUGUACAAACACUCCAACAACAAGACCAUGACCACCGGGGCCAUUGCGGCCAUGCUAUCCACUAUCCUGUACUCGAGGCGCUUCUUCCCGUACUACGUGUACAACAUCAUCGGGGGCCUCGACGAGGAAGGGAAGGGCGCGGUGUACAGCUUCGAUCCCGUCGGCUCGUACCAGAGGGACAGCUUCAAGGCCGGAGGCUCGGCAAGCGCCAUGCUCCAGCCACUGCUGGACAAUCAGAUCGGUUUCAAGAACAUGCAGAACGUGGAGCACGUUCCCCUGACCUUGGGAAAGGCCUUGCAGCUGGUCAAAGACGUUUUCAUCUCUGCCGCCGAGAGGGACGUGUACACGGGGGACGCCCUGAAGAUCUGCAUUGUCACCAAAGACGGCAUCCAGGAGGAGACCAUCUCGCUUCGGAGGGACUAGCUGCCGAGGGGACGGGGGGAGGGGGGUGGGCUGUACCGCACACAGCCGGCAUUUUGGCAGCGCCUCACCGCUUGUAACGUUGAGUCGCAUUCAGGUUAUAUUAAAAGCGUGAGCUGGGAA